CCGCCAGUCCUCCACACGACUGAUGGCUCCAGCCCUUCGUGGUGGCUGGAUAUUAUCCGCUCUCUCUGUAUUGUCUCAUCCUUAUGGGAGUGUGGGGGCUGCUCUUCAUCUGUGGCUAUUUGAAAUUAAAGUUGUGGUGAAAAUGGAUAACGACUCUGAUUGUGAAAUAAUUGAACCACUAAACAGUUGUGAGUUGACUCCGCCUGUAUUUCCUAGAACUUCAAAGGAAAAUUUAAAUGCAAACGCAGCAGCUUGGUAUAAAACAGCAUAUAUUGACCUUGAAGAUGAUGACAGUCUUCCUGAUUUGAACGCAUACCAGUCUCCAUAUAACCCUGCCCCCUCCAUAUUUGUUAAUACAAAAUAUGGGGACCUAGCCCAAGAAAAACAGUCGUACUACUACAAGGAAAAACAUUCUUCUACUUCAAGAAUUGAGAGUGAAGAGGAGGAUGAUCUGUCUAUUCUCGAUUGUUCUGAUGAGGAGUUGUACUCGGAUGUUAAAGUUACAUACUCAAAAGUAGGUGAAAAACGCCUUGCUGCAAAGACUUUAGAUUUGGCUGUGUGUAAAAAUGGAAAUGUUUAUAAUGUUGAUACAGUGGAUUUGACCGAUGAUGCUCCUGAUAUUAUACAUUCAAAUGAUGAUGAGUUAAGCCAAAUACAAAUUAUCAAUUGGUCUGGACAGUGUCAUGGGGUGCAUUCAUCUAUUAAAGAUGCAGACUUCCUUGAAAUAGUCAAAGAAAUACGUAAAGAUGAAUCGAGGAAAAGCUUAGUCCAAAAGCCCUUUGAAAACAAGUUGAAAGCCUCCAGUAGCAUUUUACUGUCCAAUAUUGACAGUAUUGAUUUUCGUAAGAUAUUUGAAAGAGUAUAUAACAAAACAAUACGAAAUAAAGCUCCAGAGUACAAUAAUGUUAAAAUGGGUCGCCAACACAUUUUAUUCCUUGAAUAUUUAAUGAAUCUUAAAAUGGUUGCACACUCUGUGAAUGGAUUAUAUAAGAAAUUAAAGUGUUUAGAGCACAUAGACAAAUGUUUUAGACAAGGAGUGUGCACUCAGUGUUGCUGGCCAUUUACUUUGGAGCUUGCAUUCACAUGCAUAAAGACACAGAAGCAAAUGUUGAAGAGCUGCAAAGGGUCAGAAAAUAGAAUCAGAAACCUCGUCAUUGCUCCAUUUAAUUUCAAACUCGAAGACAUUACUCAAAUUAAUUCAAAUUCUGAUGCCUGGGGGCCCUGGAAGACAAGACAUGAGAUGGGGAUGCAAGUAAACCCUCUGAUGAUGGCCCAACCCAACCCAGAAGAAGAAGUAGAGGAGGAUGAUGAUAUGGGUAUUGCAGAAACAUAUUCAGACUACAUGCCAACAAAGUUGAAAGUUGGCAUCAAGCACCCUGACCAGGUGGUGGAAACAGCAUCAAUGUCAUCAGUUGAGCCACCUGAUGUAUGGUACGACAUGGACAUUCCUGAUUCCUCAAUUGAUACGGGGAAGCUUUCAGCUUUACAGCUAGAGAGCAUCACAUAUGCCUCACAGCAGCAUGAACAGUUUCUACCAGAUGGAACCCGGGCAGGAUUCCUUAUAGGUGAUGGUGCUGGUGUUGGCAAAGGGCGCACAAUCGCAGGAAUUAUUUACGAAAAUUAUCUUAAGGGUCGGAAAAAAUCUAUAUGGGUGUCGGUGUCAAAUGAUCUUAAAUAUGAUGCAGAACGUGACUUAAAAGAUAUUGGUUGUGGACAUAUUUCAGUUUACUUUCUCAGUAAAAUGAAAUAUGGGAAGAUAAAUUCAGACCUUAAUGGAAAUGUGAAGAAGGGUGUGUUAUUUGCUACUUACUCAGCUCUCAUUGGAGAAUCAUCUAGUGGACAAGGAAAAUACAAGUCGCGACUAAAACAGAUAUUAAAUUGGUGCGGUGAUGACUUCGACGGUUGUAUUGUAUUUGACGAAUGUCAUCGUGCCAAGAAUCUAAGCCCAGUUGGUUCAGGAAAGCCAACCAAAACAGGAUUGACUGUCUUAGAUUUACAGAAUAAGUUGCCUAAGGCUCGCGUUGUUUAUGCAUCUGCGACAGGUGCUUCUGAACCCAAGAACAUGGCAUAUAUGGUUCGCUUAGGAAUUUGGGGGAAAGGUACUCCAUUUCCAGAGUUCACUGAUUUUAUUAGUGCUGUGGAAAAGAGGGGUGUUGGUGCUAUGGAAAUUGUGGCUAUGGACUUAAAGCUUCGUGGGAUGUACAUUGCUCGUCAAUUAAGUUUCCAUGGAGUAUCUUUCAGAAUAGAAGAAGUUCCUUUAGAUGUAGACUUUCAACAUAUGUAUGAUGAGUCUGUCAAAUUGUGGGUGGAUGCACGACAGAAAUUCCAGGAAGCAUCAGAAUUAAUUAAUGCAGAAAAAGGUAUGAAAAAGUCUAUGUGGGGUCAAUUCUGGUCAUCUCACCAACGUUUCUUCAAGUACCUGUGUAUAGCUUCUAAGGUGGAUCAUGCAGUCAGAUUAGCUCGUGAGGCUGUUAAAACUAAUAGGUGUGUUGUGAUUGGUUUACAAUCUACUGGCGAGGCACGAACAUUAGAACAACUGGAGAGAGAUGACGGUGAACUUUCCGAUUUUGUUUCCACCGCCAAAGGUGUGAUGGAAACUUUAGUAGAGAAACACUUCCCAGCACCAGAUCGCAACCGCAUUAAUAAGAUCUUAGGAAUUUCUGAAACAAGCAAAGAAUUUAAGGACAUAAUUGAUGAGGUUACCGGGAAGACCUCUAAAAGAAAACCAGUGCGGCAAGCUGCUCAGCGCGCAGCUAAAAGAAGGUUCCGGGAAGCACACUCGGAUAAUGACGAGGACUCUGAUUUUGAGAUGUCAGGUGAUAGUGGAGGAGAAGAGGAAGAUGAAGAUGUCUAUUCAUCGGAAGCUUCGUCAGACUUCUCAGGAAUUAGUGAUUUUGAUGAUGAAGAUAGUUGGGGUCGUCCCAAAAAACGUGGGAAGGCUAAAAAUCAUAAACAGAAAAAUGGAAAAGGCAGAGCUGAAAAUGGAGAUAGGGCUCCACCUCCACCUAGAGAUCAUGUGGAAAAGGCAAAUAAAUUAAAAUCAGAACUCUUGAAAUCAAUAGAAAACUUGGGUAGAAAACUACCUCCCAAUACAUUAGACCAGCUAAUUGAUGAAUUGGGAGGGCCAGAGAACGUUGCAGAAAUGACAGGACGCAAAGGCCGAGUGGUUCAAAGUGAUGACGGUCAAGUUAUGUACGAGUCUCGUUCUGAAGUCGAUGUUCCUCUUGAAAUUUUGAAUAUUAGAGAAAAAGAAAGAUUCAUGGCAUCAGAAAAAGAUAUAGCUAUUAUCUCUGAGGCUGCAAGUUCAGGCAUCUCGCUCCAGAGUGAUCGCAGAGUUAUAAAUCAGAGAAGAAGAGUACACAUAACACUUGAACUACCUUGGUCUGCAGACAGAGCCAUCCAACAGUUUGGUCGAACACACAGAAGUAACCAAGUGAAUGCUCCAGAGUACGUGUUUCUCAUCUCGGAACUUGCAGGGGAACGGCGCUUUGCUUCCACUGUAGCCAAAAGAUUAGAAAGCUUGGGAGCUUUGACACAUGGUGACCGCAGAGCAACAGAAUCCAGGGAUCUGUCAUCAUUCAACAUAGACAACAAGUACGGCCGUAUGGCAUUGGAAUCAACGAUGAAAACUAUGAUGGGUUAUGAGCAUCCUAUAGUUCCACCUCCCGAAGACUAUAAAGGAGACUUCUUCUCUGAUAUUCAGAAUGCCUUGGUUGGAGUAGGGUUAAUCCUUAAGGAAGAUAGCAUACACCAGCUGGAUAAGGAUUAUAACAACAUGAGUAAAUUCCUCAAUAGGAUAUUAGGUAUGCCAGUAGAGCUACAAAAUAGAUUAUUCAAGUACUUCACCGACACACUAGCUGCUAUUGUUAGUCAGGCAAAGCGUACUGGAAAAUUCGAUAUGGGUAUUUUAGACUUGGGAAUAGGAGGGGAAGGAUGUAAGAAAACCAAAACCAAAACCUGGGUGGGUAAACACGUGACUGGAACUGCCAAGACAGAGCUCCACACCGUCCUUGUUGAGCGAGGUCUAUCUUGGUCAGAAAUUCAAGAGAAAUGGGCCGAGCUUACUGGAGACUUGGAAGGGUUUUACCUCUCACACCAGGUACGAAACAACAAGAAAACAGCGGUGCUUGCUGUAUUGGAACCAUCUCCUGCCAACAAAAAGCGCGAUAAGAAUGCAAGAGUGUUUAUUUUAUAUCGACCAAACACAGGAAUGCAGAUGAAGCAGGAGCCAUAUUCCGACCUUAAGAAAAAGUACAAGAAAGUUACCCCAGAUGAAGCUCAAGAACACUGGGAGGAACAGUUUAAUUCAUCUAGUCACAUAUGUUCACAUGCUUAUUGGCAAGGCAAUUGUCGACGUGUGAAUAGUGGGCUAGAGUGUGAGAUUGGUUUGCGGCGGCGCACCUACCACGUCUUGUGUGGCUUGGUGUUGAAUGUUUGGGCAAGAGUAGAAGAUGUUCUCUCCUGUGCACCACAAACGCAUUCUUCAGCUAAAAUGCAGGUUGUACGACUCAAGACCAGUGAUGGCAUUAAACUUGUUGGUACCCUCAUUCCAAAUAACUUGGUAUCCCGACUUUGUGAAGUGAUGGAACAAGAAAGUACAGAAUCGUAUGAAGAAAAAUUCACAGACGAAGAAAGCAAUGAUAGCAAAGACAGUAAAGAAUAGUGAGUGUUCAAAUAAUAUACCGACAUGUGGAAAGACAGGAAUGACUGCUUCAGGAGCUGAAAAGAUAAGGGUACAACAGUAGCAAUUCUUUGGUGUAUGAAUGUUCACAGUGGUGUUAUUUAUAUUGCAAAAAUAAAACAAAUUUGUAUUAUAUAAUUUUAAUUAGAUACUUAAUUGUUAUUGCUACAACUGCUCCAAACAUACUUAUGUGUCGUGAAUUAUAGAGCAUUAUUACCAUGCCAUUGAAAUGGUCAUAAGAGUGCCGAUUGAUGGCUCUCAAGACCAAGAAGAUUUUCAUUAUGAUUGUGAGAUGUUAUUAGGAAGUGUAGUGCAGUAAAAUUUUAGUUGCAUCCGUGGCUAGUUGUGUUGCUUAGUUAACCACAACAACAUCUGGUAUUGUAAGUUAGUUAUAUAACUAGUGUUUGUUGGGUUUGUAGCACUCUGAAACUGAUGUGGAUAAUCGGCAAAAUUAUACUCCACUCCUUUACGUGAAGUGCAAGUCAAUUUAACUUGACUUGUUUUGACUCGGGCCUCCUGUCUGGAUCUGGGUUGAGUAUAAGGAAGAAUUAGAAAAUGUUAGCUCUGUGUAAGGUAAAGCUGGAAUAAGUCAACUUCGUGUAUAGUAAAGCUUGAAGACGUUAGCCUUGGUAUGGGCAAGUGAUACGGUUCUUUCAGGUGAACACCUCUCUGUUGAGGGGAUCUGAUGACAAUUAAUGUGGACUUGUGUAGUGUACCUGGUGUGAAGCAAAGAACAUAAUAUUAAAGAAGUGAGCACAUGCUCUAGAUAUCAAUAUAGAGGAAAAUGUAGUUUUCAUAGAUUUUGGCACCCAAUAAUUUGCAAUUGUGUAUUAAUUGUGCACAAAUUAAUGUAUCUUGCAUUUCAAGAUUAGUCUUGAACAAUUCAAUCAUGAUAUUUUACCCAUUACAUUUAUUUAGUCUUGUGGUCCAGUGUUUCACUAUAGUAGCUCUGAACUCAUUUAAAUUAUGUGAACUGAGGGAGGUCACCUUUUCCUUAAAUUCAGUUAUUUAUUUUAAUAUAUUCUGCAUGUAAUGUUAUCAUAUAAUUUACAAUUUAAUGUGACUAGUUUUCCAAAAAGUAAUGGAUGUAUAUAUAUUAUUUGCCUGUUUUCAUACUAUGUACAAUGUAUAAACUUGGAGGUAUUCAUUCAUUUAGACAAGUUUAAUGGAUGUAAUGUAAAAGAUUGUAAAUUUUAUGCCUGCAAGAUUACCUUUAUAAAUUUAGAUUUUACUGAUAAGAUUUAUAAGAGUAUAUCUUCAAAGUAAUAGUUUGUGAGUAAUUUGGAUAUAUACCAUGCAGUUGUGAUCAUUUAUGAGGUGCACAUUAGUAGUGUGCGUGAGUUAGGAUGUUGCAGGACAUGGUCAGCAGGCACUCAUAAUCAGUUUACAGGGCAUUUUCCAAAGUAUUGUACAACGUGAUCUCGUAUGACCUGAACUUUUUUAUGGCCACAAUUCUGUAGCUUUGUGUGUGGCUGUUAUAUUUGGUUGUUGAUACUCAACAGUGAUUGGCUACAGUGGUUUCCUCAGUGGACACGGGUCUUUUUUAAUCCUAUCUGAACUAAAUGGCAGUCAGUCUUUUUAAACAAUUACAAGUUUUCUCUGCUGCAUGUAAGGCUUCAGAGUUUGGGACGUAAUAUUUCUGGUUGCCAGGUUGGCAGCGGUGUAGAUAGUACAAGUGGUUUCACAAAAGCAGUUGCCUGCAGGAGGGUAAAUUAAACAUUGUGUAAGUUUUAUAUGAAGUUACUUAUGUGAAUGGGAACACCAUUGAUGACAAAAUAUCAUGGUUUUGUAUGUUUGUAUAAGAGUUCUAGGAAGUAAUAGGAAUAUAAUAAAUGUUGAGUGUGAUGUAGUUGUGUUUCUUUCAAAAUUAAUUAUUUUCAAGUACAGUACAAUAGUUGCAUUUCCAGGCAUGAGAUAUAUUUAUACAUCUCAUUUCUAAGAGGUGGAGUGCAUUGUAUUGUCGUCUCCGUGUACCCUCCUGUUGGCAAGAGCAGUGUUUGGUGUUCUUCCAUGUGAGUCAUUGUGAUUAGGUCAGUCAUAUGCCACUCAUACCAUACAGUAGUCACAAUUCCCUCACCAGUGAGUAUUCAUUCAUUUUGUAGGCCCUAGCCACAUUGAUCUUUUAUUUCAAGUGAAAAUAUUAUGGUUGCUUUAAACAUGUUUCAUCUACCACAGUUGGCUCUAUUCAGGUUGAACAUUAAUACCAGGAACGGCCAAAUUGACGUCUGGAACAAAUUGGCAUGUGUCAGGAAUUAAGGUUUUCUUUUCAGAUCUCAUUGCUAGACAUAAUUUAUAUACACCCGCUUCCCCAUUUUGCAGUUCAUCAUACUGUACAUUGUAUACGAAAUGCCCUCAUCAGAAGUGACAUCAGCAGCAUUUGACUGAUGGAGAAAGGGAAAGUUCAGAAACUUGUACAGUAUCUCUUUACUAUGAUUAUCAUAAUUUAGAAAUUUUGGGUAUUAGUGAACAUUUAUUCUCCACCAGCCACUUGCAACAAGACUUAGUACCAAUCUUAGUACUGUACUUACAUUGUACUGUACCAAACUGUUAAGUGAAUAUGUAGCAGUCAAUUAUACUUGGAUAUUUGUUUA
This is a messenger RNA of Procambarus clarkii (red swamp crayfish), 7272 nucleotides long. The record is from RefSeq and is a predicted model, not a curated record. NCBI's taxonomy places the organism in Eukaryota, Metazoa, Arthropoda, Malacostraca, Decapoda, Cambaridae.